UUAAGAUGUUGUACAUAAUAAUGCAUCAGCGGCUUAAAACGGGAAAGCCGGGAGCAUUGUGCGAACCCAUGAAAGUGGAGACAUCGUGUGCUCUCACGGCAUUUUGACAGAAAUUCAAGUUACGUAUUCCCAUUUCACCUUGUGCUACUGUUAACCAAAGUAGGUAUCCGUACGCGUUAGUCUCCUAUCUAUACAUUAAUAUUGUAAAGGUCUAGUCCGAUGUAUCGUCCCACCAAUUCUAAGACUAAACCGAGACGAGACAGGAGCGACGGCUCCUUUUUUACAAGUGAGCUCCGGUGGCGGGCCUUAAGCGGGUAGGCGGGGAGCCCAGCCCCGGAAUUGUAUCUUCUAACCGCCUUUAAAUAUGGACCCCCUAAGAUAAAGACCAUCAGCUCGAGUCAACCUAGCUGUCUGCGUAUCCUUGCGUAUCUUAAGUUCCCAAGGUGUCAUGUUAUCAAGAUAAGUUUGUCUAUCUUGACAACUUCAAAAUACUAACCAUGAUAAACCUCGAGCUGUCCGAAACAACACUUCUACAGUAAGAAAAUUUUGUCGCGCUCUCGUGCCGGAUGAGUUAUUGCCGAAGUCUUGCUUCUUGUUGUUCAACCUCGCUAGCCGCUUGUCUUACCAGGCUUGCUUUUCUUGUUUAUCAUUGAGUAGCACGCCGAGGGACAACUUCGUCCUUCGGAGUUCAUCAGAGUUCUUCAAAGUCAUCUAAGAGACCGCAAAAAUGUCACAUUCGAAACCGAUCCCGCAGACGAGGAGGGGGCUGGAUAUCGCUUCGUCCUUCACAUCUGCUUCUCCCAUAGCACAAGAGAUAUUAGCUAGAGAUAUCGCGGAAUGCUCCGAGGACGAGGCUAUUGAGAAUGUAUUUGACGACGAUGAGCCUGAAUCAGAGUCUGAGCCGGAAAGCGGGCCUGUCUUAUACACACAGCCUGCUGGGGUUGCUUUUGGAUUUAGAAGGCCGAGCUUAGUAAAUGAUCCUUUGAAUGAGCCCGUUCUCACGAGGAUCGAGAAGAAACAAUCUCGCAAUGCUGAGCGCAGUCUGCUGAGGGAUAACCACAUUCUCCCGCCGAAACAUACUCCAGAAGAACGGCCCGGGAUGCUCUCAACUUUGUAUAAGGCUCUUUUUAGCACCAAGGUCCGCAGAACACCAGGAGAUGAGGAGGUUCCGAGAAUCACGGUCCAGCCCUCGGAAUCUUCGCCUUUACUAGUUGAUAGACCUAGCUCCUCAGCUUUGCCCAAUGGGCGUCUAAAUGGACAAUGGGAGGCCGCCGUGGCCUCGGGGAAGAUCGAGACCACAUGGCAGAGAGAAGCGCAGACGAUUGCGAUUUACUCGCGGUCGCUGAUCUUGACGUUCCUGUUGCAAUAUAGUGUCAACAUUGCUAGUAUAUUUGCUGUUGGGCGAAUCGGAAAGAUUGAGCUAGGUGCCGUUAGUUUGGCUACUAUGACAGCAAAUAUUCUUUGCUAUGCCCCCAUGCAGGGACUGGCAACGAGUCUAGACACUCUGUGUGCCCAGGCCUAUGGCUCUGGUCACAAACAGCUAGUAGGCCUACAACUCCAACGGAUGAUAUAUUUCUUAUGGACGCUUGUUGUCCCGGCGGCCGUACUUUUCUUCUUCGCUGAGGAUAUACUCCUCCACAUAGUACCUGAUCCGCGCUCUGCUGAACUAGCGGGUCUUUACCUUCGAAUUGUGACCGUAGGUGUGCCUGGUUUUGCUGCGUUCGAAGCAGGAAAGCGGUUUGUUCAGUCGCAAGGACUAUUCGUUGCAACGACCUACGUCCUGUUGAUUGCCGCCCCCUUGAAUAUUCUCGUUAACUGGCUCUUGGUAUGGCACUUCGGGUGGGGAUUUAUCGGUGCCCCUAUUUCAGUUGCGAUAACGCAAACACUAAUGCCUCUCCUGCUACUUGCGUAUGUGGUGUUUGUGGACGGGUCACAAUGCUGGGGAGGUUUCACCCGUCGCGCUCUUACGAAUUGGGGGCCGAUGAUUAAGCUCGCAUUACCCGGGAUGAUUAUGGUGAUGGCCGAAUGGUUCGCCUUCGAGAUCCUUACGUUGGCAACAAGCCAAUUCGGGACAACGUACUUGGCGGCGCAGAGCAUUUUGGUUACAUUGACGUCAACAACCUUUAUGAUCCCUUUCCCCGUAUCCAUCGCGGCAUCAACCCGAGUAGCUAACCUAAUAGGGGCGGGGUUAAUCAACGCAGCCAAGACGUCAGCCAAAGUGGCUUUCUGGGCGGGAUGUCUCAUUGGACUGUUCAAUUUGUGCUUGCUUGCAGGUCUCCGCUAUCAACUUCCUCUGCUCUUUACGCAAGAUGAAGAAGUCAUCGGGAUGGUGGCGACAGUCAUGCCGCUGGUUGCGUGCAUGCAGGUCUUUGACGGCCUCGCAGCCGUUGCACAUGGGCUACUUCGUGGGAUUGGAAAGCAGUCAUUCGGCGGUUACGCAAAUUUGUCGAUCUACUACAUUAUUGCGUUGCCCAUUUCGUUUGCGACUGCUUUCCUCCUCGACUGGAAGCUCACCGGCUUGUGGUUAGGCACCACAAUAGGACUGGCUCUCGUCGCCUCUGUCGAGUACUGGUACACUUACAUUUCGGACUGGGAACAGUCGGCUCGAGAUGCAGAGCAUCGGAAUGCGGCAGGUUGAUAAGAUAAUGUAUGCAGUGUAUUACAUGCUUCAUUUUCUGUCACUUUGCGCGAUUUGUCGGCGCCUAGAUGUAUGUACGUAUGUACGUAUGUAUGUAUGUAUGUAUGUAUGUACCUAUAGGGCGCAGUAUCACGGCAGAAGGUUUCAAUCCGAGAGUUCAAGGUUUAGAUGCAAGC
Messenger RNA from Annulohypoxylon truncatum, 2814 nucleotides. Its product is annotated as multidrug and toxin extrusion protein. The transcript has 5 exons. Gene Ontology annotation, molecular function: xenobiotic transmembrane transporter activity; antiporter activity. NCBI's taxonomy places the organism in Eukaryota, Fungi, Ascomycota, Sordariomycetes, Xylariales, Hypoxylaceae. Bases 728 to 2638 code for a protein of 636 amino acids. Gene Ontology annotation, cellular component: membrane. The record is from RefSeq and is a predicted model, not a curated record. Gene Ontology annotation, biological process: xenobiotic detoxification by transmembrane export across the plasma membrane.